AUGAGCAGCCUGCAGGAGGACCCCGACUCCUCCGAGGAGCCCAAACCCGGCAAUGCCAAGACCGAGCUCCGCAACUACACCGAGGGGAGGCUGAUCGACCGCGUGUACAACACCUACCUGCUCAUGCACACGCACCAGACCGUGGAGUUCGUCCGCAGGAAGAGCGCGCAGUACGGCCGCUGCUCGCAGCGGAGGAUGAGCGUGAUGGAGGCGCUGCAGCUGCUGGACCAGCUGGUGGACGAGUCGGACCCCGACGUGGAUUUCCCCAACUCCUUCCACGCCUUCCAGACGGCCGAGGGGAUCCGCCGGGCGCACCCCGACAAAGACUGGUUCCACCUCGUGGGGCUCCUGCACGACCUGGGCAAGGUGCUGGUGCUGUUCGGGGAGCCCCAGUGGGCCGUGGUCGGGGACACCUUCCCGGUGGGCUGCAAGGUACAGAAGUCGGUGGUCUACGGGGACUCCACCUUCCACGACAACCCCGACAGCAAAGACCCCCGGUACAGCACCGAGUACGGGAUGUACCAGCCCGGCUGCGGCCUGGACAACGUCCUCAUGUCCUGGGGCCACGAUGCACCCUAAACCCGUGUCCCCCCCCCACCCCAGGCCUUCUACAUGGUUCGCUUCCACUCCUUCUACCCCUGGCACGCCCACGGCGACUACUGGCACCUGUGCUCCGAGGAGGACCGCCGCAUGCUGCCCUGGCUCCGCGAGCUCAACAAGUUCGACCUGUACACCAAGCAGGAGGAGCUGCCCGACGUGCAGCAGCUCCGCGCGUACUACCAGGGCCUCAUCGACAAAUACUGCCCGGGGCAGCUCUGCUGGUGACCCCCCA
Onychostruthus taczanowskii (white-rumped snowfinch) is the source of this 832-nucleotide messenger RNA. It is a transcript of the gene MIOX, whose product is annotated as myo-inositol oxygenase. NCBI's taxonomy places the organism in Eukaryota, Metazoa, Chordata, Aves, Passeriformes, Passeridae. Gene Ontology annotation, molecular function: iron ion binding; inositol oxygenase activity. The record is from RefSeq and is a predicted model, not a curated record. Gene Ontology annotation, biological process: inositol catabolic process. The transcript has 9 exons. Gene Ontology annotation, cellular component: cytoplasm.